AUGGCAGGCACCAGCUCGACGGUGGAAAUCCUUCCUGACCGUCUGUACAUGCACUUGUCGGACGAUGAUAUAGGUCCAGUGCUGCCCCACACGACGUACUUGAACGUUAGCCCUGACGUGCUCGUGUAUAUCAACUACUUUGACGACUUUGGACCUCUGCACCUUGGCCAUACCUUUCGGUUCUGCGCAGUACUUUCAGACCAACUCACGGCAGCCAAGACGGCCCACGUGCAACUACAUGUCCUUGUGUCGUCGACAGAUAUCCAUGCCCAAGUCAACAUGGUGUGUUUAUUAGCGUGUUGGGGAGUUCUGUACAACCGCCAAGCACCCGAGUCGGCUGUCCAGCCCUUCCGCCACAUGAACCUCCCAUCCUUUCACGAUGCUACCGACGAAGCAUGUCCGUUUCAAGUUGCUGUCGUCGACGUCGUUCGCGGCUUCCAUCGAGCGCUUUCCCUGCAGUACACAUGCCGUCAAUCGUUUAACGUUGCCGACUACCUCCACUACGAAAAGGUGGAACAUGGCGAUUUGAACUGGAUCAGUCCAAAGUUCGUCGCGUUUGCUGGGCCCCAAGACGUGGCAACACCUGACGCGACCACGCACCCGCCGGGUUUUUUCAUUCCGAUGUUCAUGAAAGCGAAUGUGACGCUCGUGGUUCGACUAAACGAGGCGCUGUACGACCCGUCGCCGUUUCGAAGCGCGGGUAUUGCCCAUUUGGACUUGGGGUUUCCCGAUGGAGCCAACCCCCCGUCGGCUAUCCUAAGGCGAUUCCUCGCGGCCUGCGAAGCCACGCCUGGCGCCGUCGCAGUGCACUGCAAAGCUGGCUUGGGACGCACGGGCACGGUCAUUGGAUGCUACAUGAUCAAGCACGACGGGUUCAAAGCCAAAGACGCAAUUGGAUGGCUACGCUUGUGUCGCCCGGGCAGCGUCAUUGGUGAACAGCAAGACUACAUGCUUGACAUGGAGCGCAAGAUGAUCAAGGCCGCCGCCCCGCGACACGUCGUCAGGACCACAAGGACAACGCCGCAGAAACGAUCGCUUUCGAUGGCGGCAGAUGCCUCUCGGGAAGUGAAAAACCAAGGCGACCGGCUGCUGGUUGCCAAGCGCAGGCAUAUCAAAGACCGAGCUAACGCGACUGCAUCGGAGGCAGCUCAUAUUGUGCAGACCAUGUCGUCUAGAUAA
This is a messenger RNA of Aphanomyces astaci, 1179 nucleotides long. RefSeq lists its product as hypothetical. The coding region runs from base 1 to 1179 and encodes 392 amino acids. The record is from RefSeq and is a predicted model, not a curated record. Lineage: Eukaryota; Oomycota; Saprolegniomycetes; Saprolegniales; Verrucalvaceae. The transcript is spliced from 5 exons. Gene Ontology annotation, biological process: positive regulation of cytokinesis; protein dephosphorylation; regulation of exit from mitosis. Gene Ontology annotation, molecular function: protein tyrosine/serine/threonine phosphatase activity.